Bolinopsis microptera is the source of this 3397-nucleotide messenger RNA. Its product is annotated as HEAT repeat-containing protein 4-like. Bases 369 to 3227 code for a protein of 952 amino acids. The record is from RefSeq and is a predicted model, not a curated record. Gene Ontology annotation, molecular function: deoxyhypusine monooxygenase activity. Gene Ontology annotation, biological process: peptidyl-hypusine biosynthetic process. Lineage: Eukaryota; Metazoa; Ctenophora; Tentaculata; Lobata; Bolinopsidae. The transcript is spliced from 22 exons.
AGAAGUUCAAAAUCAUUCACAGUUGUGCAUGACACACCUUUUUUCACACCUUGCACGGGACCCCCUGUUCCAUCAGUGUGACAAACUUUGAUCUACUGUUUGACUAUUAAUGUAGGAAGAUGUAAAGAAUAUUUCAUGGGAACGACACUCAGUUCCUGUGAAGUAAAUCAUGCAUGCAGAAGGUAUGAUGAGCCCAGAAGGGAAACUAAUGAUGCAUGUGGGUCUUCCUCCCCCUUUAACUGCCUUCAGUGCCAGUAGAAAAACUCAGCUCAAAAAAUCCAGGCCAGCCACAUCUACUAAUACGGUGAAGUUCGCCCCUUCAUCCAGAAGGUCUUCGGAAUCAGUGACAAUACCCCAGAGAGCUUCUGAUGAUUACAUCCGACGUCCUGAACAUUGGUUUGAACUUUUCAAGAGAUGUCGUUUCUGAAAGUGCUCCUUCUGCUUUGAGAUUUGAACAGAUUAGGGCUAGAGAUAUAUACAGUGCACCCAAGACUUUGCUGUCAUCAAAGAAAAGUGUCGUCAACAAAGGAAUACAAGGAAGACACAAUGCUAUUGGAGACCCAAUACCACAUUUACCUUGUGCAUUGACUGUUCCUGCUGAAAAUGUCGACUUGAGAAGAACCAAAGCAUACCCUGUUAAGCCUUACCUCAAAAAAGUUGUACAAGAGGAGGAGAGCAUAGCAGCGCAGACAAGCGUUGCAGCAUCAACUACUCAAUGGGACGAGUAUGUCCUCAAUAAACUGAGUUUUGACACAGCAGACAUCAUUGUGAAUCGACAUUCUCAUGGUCUUCAGAGGGAGAGGCUUCAGCAGAAGGUACUAAGUGAUGCUAAAGAUGAGGUAGAUAGCAUUAUUUUCCAGGAGACCCAGUUCAUGGAGGUCGAACCAAUACUUGUUGAGAGGAAGCACGGUAUAGAAGCUGACUCUAGCAAGGUGUCGCUCUCCAGUUUUGUAUUGUCAGAGUCAGACAAGGAAACAGUUGUUACCAAGACUAAAGAGGAGAAACCUAGCGUAAUGGAGGAGGAGCACUAUCCUGCUUACUUAGACUCAGGUAAGCCUCUGCAAAGAAACUACAUGGAGAAGUUCAUGACAAAAGCUCAGAGGAAAAGGGAGCACCAGCCGGCAGAUGAUAGAUAUAUUAGUAGCAACUAUAACAGGCAUAAGAUACUGAACGACAUAGAGCCGUUCACUGAAGAUAUACUUCAAGGUAAGUUAUCUAUACACCAUCCCGGCAACAGAAGCAAGAUUAUAUUCGACACACAGACCCAAUACAAACGGGAUCUGAUCCCGCUGUAUCCCCAACAACCCACCACGUGGGGUCCCCCUAAACAACUACACAAACGUCUCAACGUCCCCAUCAAGGGAGCCAGACCUUGGAAAAACUACCCACAUCUUAUCAUAACGACCUAUCAAUGUCAAGUUCUGAACGACAUGACGUCAGAGUCAGACGAGCGCACUACACCCGGCCUCUCCGACAACUUGCUGGACAGUGACGAGCUGACACACGACUUGCUCCUGGGUGCGCUGUCUACCUGGCGUACCACGUGGUAUCUGGAUAACAAGUGGAGAGAUAGUAGUCUGGAGAAUCUUAUUGUGGAUAUGAAAGAUAUUAGUGAACAUGUGAGGAUCACCGCAGCUAUAGCUUGUGGAGCUGCUCUGGGGUUCCGAUCAGACUGGGACCUGGAUGAGGAGCCGGAGUUGAAGAGCGAUGUUGAGGACGGUGAUGAUGUUCCAAUAAGUGGUUACAGAACUUACAGCCCUUCCAUUGCUGCUUCCUCCACUGAGAGGUCGACGGGCCACGUGGUUGUUGAUAAUCUGCAGAAGUUGUUGUUUGAUAAGAGUGACAGAGUGCAGUGCUCCUCUGCUGUUACUCUUCUCGCUAUCGGUGCUUCUAACGAACGGGCUAAACAGGUGCUAUUACGAGCAUUACACAGAGUGAACUCUAUGGUAGCAGACACGUGGGCGGCUGUACAGUGUUUGGCGAUGGAGAAUGUGACAGAGAGGAUUGUUGUUGAUAAACUCAUCACCAUGACUCAGUCCCUUGACACUCUCAUCCGAGUUACGGCUACCAAACUUCUAGUCCGACUUAGUCACCAUUCGGAUGUUAUCUUGUUUAUGGUGGCUGAUGAACUCAACAAUAGGCUGUGGAUCAACAGAUACAUGGCAUGCAAAGUCAUACAAAAGAUUCACACCCCGUUGAAUAAAGACAUUUUACACAAGUUACUGACACUGAUGUGGUCGGACUACAGUGAGAACAUCAAGUCAGUUGCUGGUGAAACGAUUGGGGUUAAAGGAUAUGGUCAUGUACUGCACGACGAGCUGUGCUGUAGGCUCAGGAAAGGGAACGAAGCAGAGAGAGUUGACGCUCUCAACAGAGUGGUUCAUCUCCGGAUGAUGACAGGCCGGAUGAAGUCUGUGUUUCUAAAGUGUUUCACUGACGACCACGUCUCUGUCAGACACAAUGCAGCUAAGGGAGCAGGCGAGUUACAGUUUUCUGACGAGGAUGUAAUCGAGGGUUUAUUAACUCUGAUCUCUGAGGACCAUUCUCACAAGGUCAAAGCUGCUGCUAUCGAAGCACUAGCAGAUAUAGGGGUAGUGAACGACAAGAUAAUAUCUCAACUGGUGUGGUCUGCGCAGUACCAGCAGGAGGGGUUGGUGCGCAGCGCGGCGUGUCUCGUCCUCGCCAUCCUCAAGGUGGACCGGGAGGACGUGGUCAACGUCCUUAGAGACAGGCUCACUGCUGACGCCGACAACUCCGUCAAGAAAGCAUCAACACAGGCUCUACAGAUGUUAGGGUUGAAGCCUGAAAAGGACGCUUCCCUUAUACUCGCCAUUAAAGAAGCAGUAAAAAAACUAGGAUCAAAAGAAGCGAUUUUAUCAUCUAUCAUAAACUCAGAUUCCCAAUCAAAUAACGACUGCUAUUCUUGCGAAAACGCCGAAUUGGGUUUGAAGUCGCGCGGCUCAAAAGUAUCUGUGACUCGUGGAAAUACACGUGGGGAAGUGAGGUCACGUGAGUCUUUGCCGAAACGAGAGAAAACGUCAGAUUCUCUCAAGUUUGAGUGGCCGGAUCCAAUGAAGGUGAUCACACGAGAUAAGGAGAUCAAAAUGAAGAAAGAUAAAAUUCAGGCUAUUCUGAAGGAGCACGACAAGAAGGAACCGACAGCCAAAUUCCUUUGGAGGAAGGCCCCUGUACAAUCUCCACUCUCUACUAACACUGCUAAAGCCUAAGUCACCGCCUCUCUGUUUCACAAGUGGAGUACAACUGCGGAGUAGAACUCAAUUAAUUUAUUUGUGAGACUGUGAAGGGUAAUUGUGCGAUGAUUAUUGGAUGAUAAACUUUGUACUAUAUUUGAGAUAAAAAUGCGAUGUAAAUCUAGUUUAAAGACAUUUUAGUUGAA